CUCCCUCGCCAUGGCCGGCGCGUUGCUGUGGCGUCGCCUCAGAGAGGCGACCGUGGUCCUGGGCAGCGGCAGCCUGAUCUUCGCCUCAUGCCUGGUGGCCAAGGGAGACGAGAGCUUCUAUGCUAAGUGCCUGAUGCCUGUCCUGCAACGUCUGGUGGGCCCAGAGACUGCCCACACGCUGGCGGUGCGUUUUGUCGCACUGGGGCUCCUGCCACGUUGCAGCCAGGCUGACUCCGAGGCCUUGGAAGUGGAAGUCUUUGGGCGCCGAUUCCAGAACCCGCUGGGCUUGGCUGCUGGCUUUGACAAACAUGGAGAGGCUGUGGAUGGUCUCUUCAAGAUGGGCUUUGGCUUUGUGGAGGUGGGGAGUGUCACCCCUGAGCCCCAGGAGGGGAAUCCCAGACCCCGGGUCUUCCGACUGCCAGAGGACCAGGCUAUCAUUAACAGGUAUGGCUUCAACAGUCAUGGACAUAUGGCAGUGGAACAGAGGCUUCGGGCCCGAAAAGAAGCUCAACGCCUGCUAAGUGAAGCGGGCAGGCCUCUUGGAAUCAACUUGGGCAAGAACAAAGCCUCUGGGGAUGCCACAGCCGACUAUGUGGCUGGAGUGCGGGUGCUGGGCCCCCUGGCCGAUUACGUGGUGGUGAACGUGUCCAGUCCCAACACGCUGGGGCUGCGGACCUUGCAAGGCAAAGCGGAGCUGCGACUCCUGCUGGCCAAGGUGCUCGCUGAGAGGGACGCCCUGGCGGUUGAGCGCAAGCCAGCUGUGCUGGUGAAGAUUGCGCCAGACCUUACGGCCCAAGACAAGCGGGACAUUGCCAGUGUCGUGUGCGAGCUAGGCGUGGAUGGGCUGGUCAUUGCCAACACAACUGUGAGCCGCCCCAGCACCCUCCGGGGGGCAUUCCGGGGGGAAGUAGGGGGACUGAGUGGUGCUCCCCUUCGCCAGCUCUCUACGCAGACCGUCAGUGAGAUGUACUCUCUUACCCAAGGACGGAUACCCAUCAUUGGCGUGGGUGGGGUCUGCAGCGGGAGAGAUGCCUUGGAGAAGAUCCGUGCGGGCGCCUCCUUGGUGCAGGUGUACACAGCCCUCACCUACGGUGGACCGCCCGUGGUGGGCGCGGUGAAGCGGGAGCUUGAACUGCUCUUGAGGGAGCAGGGUUUUCGAAAUAUUCGAGAUGCCAUAGGGGCGGACCACUGCUUCUGAGGACUCCUGGUGUGCACAUGUUGUGAUAGUGGAGACUCACAGGCGGAGAUGUCGGCUCCCUGGACAGUCCGAGGGGCUCGGCAGCAUCUGGUGUGUGCGUUGCUUGCAGUCCGGUGGGACGUUGCCCCCUCCUUUCACUUUGCCAUCAAGCACGGGAGCAUCUGCUCUGUCACCUGAGACCACUGCCCUGCUGGCUAGGCGGUGGGGAGGGAGGGCUUUGUCUUUCCCUUUGUCUUCCGGGAACUUUGUUGCCAAGGUCUCUGUGUUCCUGGCAGAGAAUGAGCAAAUAUUGACAGCAGGUGUUGACAUUAUGCCACGUGGAGGUGGGUGUGGGAAAUCCCAUUCAGUGCUGUAUAUUGCUGGGCCAGGAGAAAAAAAUCUGGCUUGCUGAGGACGAAGCCAAUGUGUGAGCAAAGGGAAGCAUUUGAGGAAAGGGUCACCCCGUCUGAGGCAGUGCCCGGACCCCACCUCAUCCUUUGCUGGCUGCUCAUCGCAAUCAUGGCAGGGGGUUCGUGGCACACAUGCUAGCGAAGAACGGAGGGUGGGGUACGAGUUUUCAACCUGGCCUGGCACUGUGUGAGGAUGCAGGGUGCUGACAGACCUGGCCAAAGCCACAAUCACACCCACAUUGCACAUUAAUCUAAAGAAUAAUGUGUUAAGAAUGGCAUGGAGGGAAAGGAUGCUGUUCUGGCCAAGCCUUUCCUCUCAUCCUGCUCUGUUGUUACUGCAGUCUAAUGGGGGAACAAGCUCUGGGAGCAGGGUGGGUCAGAGGGCAGCCGCCGCCUCCCCAAAGGGACAGGCUCCCAUUCGUGACUGUGGCACUGCCCCUCUGCCCCACCCACCACAGCAUGCGGAAGACCGAAAUCACCAGCCAGGUCCUUGCAGCGGAUCAUCGGAGGAUUCAUGGAUGCCAAGAAUAGCUUUCCAUGGCAAGGCAAGCUACAGCUCCAGCACAAUUGCAUUGUCGGUGCCACGCUGAUCAGUGACCAGUGGCUCUUGCCCACGGACAUUACACCCACCCUGCGGCUUUUCUUGGGUGAUGGACAGGCCACUGGUCCCGUGGAGCGCAUCAUCCUGCACCCUGGCUUCCCAGAGGAGGAGGACCUGGUGCUCUUGCGUCUUCAGCACAAGGUUUCCCAUGGGGCGCUGUGAUGCCUAUCUGCCUCUCCCAGAGGAACUAUGUCCACCCAGGACGUGUGGGCUUUAUAUCUGACCCUAAUGUCUUAUAUACCCAUCCAGAGCACCUGCGGUUCAUGCAACUGCCAGUGGCGGACACAGGCAACUGCAGUGUAUGCUGUGCUCCCUGCAGCACUCAUUAUGUUAAGCCACUGCUCAGCAACUGCCGCGUGGGCAUGAGCGAGCUGCGGGAAGAUACUUGCUAUGGUGAUGUAGGUGGGGCUUUUGUGGUGCAGGAUCCCAGUGAGGACAUCUGGUAUGCUGCUGGCAUUCUCAGUCACGACAAGACCUGUACUACUUCCCUGUAGGGAGUCCAUGUGGAUUUGGUAAAAUUAGUGCAAUGUAUCAGAGGGAUCAUAAAUUGGUACUGAGCCAACCCAGUUCAUUUCCCUUUAUUGGCUCUUCUGUCUCAGGUCUGCACUCUGGGCUAAAUGACCAAGGCAAUUGCAGUGAACUACCUACCGUGUCUGUCAAGCCAAAAUCAUGCUCUCUUUUUGUCAUCUGGUCUUAACAUGCAUUGUCAACCCAUUAAAAGUCUGUUCUCCUAGUGA
Messenger RNA from Varanus komodoensis (Komodo dragon), 2925 nucleotides. RefSeq names its product dihydroorotate dehydrogenase (quinone) (gene DHODH). Gene Ontology annotation, molecular function: dihydroorotate dehydrogenase activity. Gene Ontology annotation, biological process: 'de novo' pyrimidine nucleobase biosynthetic process; pyrimidine ribonucleotide biosynthetic process. Lineage: Eukaryota; Metazoa; Chordata; Lepidosauria; Squamata; Varanidae. The coding region runs from base 11 to 1198 and encodes 395 amino acids. Gene Ontology annotation, cellular component: mitochondrial inner membrane; cytoplasm. The record is from RefSeq and is a predicted model, not a curated record. The transcript is spliced from 9 exons.